GUCGCGCGGCACGGUCAUGGCGGAGCAGUACGUGCAGUACCUGAGGCGGCUGCUGCUGCUGCUGCGGACGGUCUUCCACCUGGUGUACCUGGUGUCCGACAUCGCCACCGUCAUCUACACGGUGGUGGUGAUGGUGCGGAAGACCAGCGAGCCCGGUGCCAGCGAGCGGCUGCUGGACAUGCGGGAUAACGCUCCUGCCUUCCUCACUAAUUGGAACAUGGCGUUCCAGGGGUUGUUCCUGGUGCUGGCGGUGUGGGCGGACGGGCUGGAGUGGGGCGGGCGGACGCGUGGGCGGCUGGGUGGCUGGGUUAUAUAUCUCCGCGAUGUCAUUUUCUGCGCUCUCGUUACGCCUUACGCUGUGUUCCUGUCGCACAGCUUCUGGGCGAUUUAUUGGUACGACCGCGAAUUGGUGUUCCCGCGCGUAUUCGACGAGGCGCUGCCGUGGUGGUUCAACCACUGCGUGCACACCAACAUCAUCGUGAUGGUGGCGCUGGAGACGCUGCUGCAGGCGCGCCCCUAUCCCACCUCCAGGAAGCACGAGGAGGCGCUGUACUGGACCGUCUCCAUUGUAUACGCCGCCAUGAUGUACAUCUUGUACCUGGUGACGGGGCACUGGCUGUACCAGAUCUUCGGCGUGAUGACCUGGUGGAAGACGGUGCUGUUCCAGCUGUACAUGUGGUUCACGCCCUACCUGGCCUACCGCCUUCAGUUCCCCCUGAACAGGCUCAUCCACGGCUCAGCUGAAGCGCAGUACUACCGCCAGUGCUUGGACUACACACAAAUCUCGAAACAAGAGAAGCAGAUAAGAGAGGAGGACUUAUAGUGGAAGCUGUAAAGAGAGAGAAAGAAAGAGUUAGUGUGAUGACGAGGCUCUGAGAAAAUAAGAUUUCUAGCGAGAAGACGUCUAUAAAAUGUUAAUUGGCCAAGAGACAAAAUAUAUGCAUAGAACAUUGAAAAGUGCUUAGAUUAGAUGAA
This is a messenger RNA of Aricia agestis (brown argus), 975 nucleotides long. Its product is annotated as androgen-dependent TFPI-regulating protein-like. NCBI's taxonomy places the organism in Eukaryota, Metazoa, Arthropoda, Insecta, Lepidoptera, Lycaenidae. The record is from RefSeq and is a predicted model, not a curated record. The transcript has 4 exons. Bases 17 to 823 code for a protein of 268 amino acids. Gene Ontology annotation, cellular component: membrane; endomembrane system.